Messenger RNA from Didymodactylos carnosus, 681 nucleotides. NCBI's taxonomy places the organism in Eukaryota, Metazoa, Rotifera, Eurotatoria, Philodinida, Philodinidae. The record is from the annotation of a GenBank genome assembly.
UACUCGAUUUGACAACUUGUCGGUACUCAGUUUUUGAUGCUGAAUCUGAAAAAAUUGUUUUCAGAAGCUGAAACAGAGAAAGAAGCAGAAAAUUUCGCAUAUUUUUGAAAACAUGUACUUUUUGAAGAAAACGACAUCCUCCGAGUAUUUCGUAUUUUCGACCGGAAGGAAGGAUUCACUAAGGCUAAAAAGUAGAUUUUCGUGAUCAGCAGCUCAAGCUCUAUCAGGUGAUGCAGAAACAAAGCCGAAAAAAAAUUUUCACUUGAAUUUUGCUCUGCCGGCACCGUACACCUGAUUCUAUAUGUAAAAGCGAAACACAGCUGACAACCGCAAAAGCCAAUCAAACAAGAUGUAUAACUCAAGUUCGUAAUGCUAUUGAACGAGGUUUCGGAAGGUUGAAGCAAUGGAAGUUUGCUGAUUCUGUUUUUAAUACUGAAUAUGUACCCAUCAUAGGUGCAAUUAUGAAAAUAUUAUGUGCUGUUGACAAUGUUUAUUUUUCUAAUUUGGUGAGAGAUAGUGACGACGCUCUUGCAACUGCUAAAGUCAUUAUAAGUAAUUUACAAUUGGAAAAUGAAGUUAUAUCAUUAGAAGCAGAUACAAUUGGUUGGAGAAAAGCUAAUACAAGUGAUAUUAGUAGCAUUAUUCCAUUGUAUGAUGACAAUGAUAUAAAGAAAUUCAGUG